Molecule: messenger RNA, 1047 nt
Organism: Salvia miltiorrhiza (redroot sage)
Lineage: Eukaryota; Viridiplantae; Streptophyta; Magnoliopsida; Lamiales; Lamiaceae
Product: probable calcium-binding protein CML16
Exons: 1
Coding region: 246-773 (175 amino acids)
Molecular function (GO): calcium ion binding; enzyme regulator activity
Source: RefSeq, a predicted model, not a curated record
CAUAUUAGGAUCACAUCUCUCUCUCUCUCUCUAGAAAAAUACAUCAAGAGAAGUUGCGAAGAAUAGGUCAGUCACAUGGAUAAGUGAAUAACAUAUGAUAAAAUAAUAGUAUAAGAGAGUUUGAUGAAGUUAGUUACGCGUUUUGAUGAAUGAAGGAAAAGCGAAGUUAAAAAGAGGAGGAGCUCCAAAAAGCAAGUAGAGCCACAGGAAUUGGGGGUUUGUUAGUAGUAAUAGAAUUGGGGAAAAUGGUAGCAAUCGGAAUGGCUAAGAUGGAAUCCGAUCAGCUGAACCAGCUUCGGGACAUCUUCGCCCGGUUCGACAUGGACCACGACGGCAGCCUCACGCAGCUGGAGCUGGCCGCCCUCCUCCGCUCGCUGGGCCUCAAGCCCUCCGGCGACCAGAUCCACGCCCUCCUCGCCAACAUGGACGCCAACGGCAACGGCUCCAUCGAGUUCCAGGAGCUGGUCGACGCUAUCCUCCCCGACAUCAACGACGAGGUCCUCCUCAACCAGGACCAGCUCAUGGAGGUCUUCCGCUCCUUCGACCGCGACGGCAACGGCUACAUCACCGCCGCUGAGCUCGCCGGCCAGAUGGCCAAGAUGGGCCACCCCCUCACCUACCGCGAGCUCAGCGACAUGAUGCAGGAGGCCGACACCAACGGCGACGGCGUCAUCAGCUUGAACGAAUUCGCCACCAUCUUGGGCAAAUCCGCCGUGGAGUUUCUCGGCCUCUCCGACUCCCAGUCCCAAUCCCCAUCCUCAUCCUCCUCCUAGGGUUCCUAAUCUUAAUUUCAUGAUUCUUUUUCUCUUCUUGGGAAUCGGAGAUGCCGAUGUUGUUGUAUCACCAACUAAUUGAUUUUUAUUUCAUUGACUAAUUACGAUUCAUCAUUCAUGGCUUCUUGGAUCAUUGUUUUCGUUAGUGUUUAUAAUUAAUUAGUUGUACAUAUUUUCAGGGGGAAAAUAUUGGAAGAAUUUGAACAGCAAUUUGUAGCGUAUGAUGUUGAUAAUACCAUGUAAUUAUGGAAUGGAUGUGGAAUAUUGUGGCUAA